This is a messenger RNA of Hirundo rustica (Barn swallow), 2063 nucleotides long. It is a transcript of the gene CERS2, whose product is annotated as ceramide synthase 2. Bases 71 to 1201 code for a protein of 376 amino acids. Lineage: Eukaryota; Metazoa; Chordata; Aves; Passeriformes; Hirundinidae. Gene Ontology annotation, cellular component: membrane. The record is from RefSeq and is a predicted model, not a curated record. Gene Ontology annotation, molecular function: sphingosine N-acyltransferase activity; DNA binding. Gene Ontology annotation, biological process: ceramide biosynthetic process. The transcript is spliced from 11 exons.
UGGCGCGGGGCGCGCGCGGGACGCAGGGGGCGAGCGGCGGCUCCGUGAGGGCUCCGGCGGCGGCUGCGGCAUGUUUCAGACCUUGUACAGCUAUUUCUGGUGGGAACGGCUCUGGCUCCCGGCAAACCUCACCUGGGCUGACCUGGAGGACCGGGAUGGGCGAGUCUACGCCAAAGCCUCCGACCUGUACAUCACCCUCCCCUUGGCCUUCCUCUUCCUCAUUGUCCGGCACCUCUUUGAGACGUACGUGGCCACCCCCCUGGCCGGGCUCCUCAAUGUCAAGGAGAAGGUCCGGUUAAAAGCCACCCCCAAUGCGGUGCUGGAGAAGUUUUAUGCUGCCACCAGCAAACACCCCAAGCAGGCCGACGUGGAGAUGCUCUCCAAGAAGAGCGGCUGCACCGUGCGCCAGGUCGAGCGCUGGUUCCGCCGCCGCCGCAACCAGGACCGGCCCAGCCUGCUGAAAAAAUUCCGGGAGGCCAGUUGGAGAUUCACCUUUUACCUUAUUGCUUUCAUUGCUGGCAUGGCUGUCAUAGUGGAUAAGCCCUGGUUCUACGACCUCCGGGAGGUGUGGAAGGGAUACCCCAUCCAGAGCAUGCUGCCCUCCCAGUACUGGUACUACAUGAUCGAGCUCUCCUUCUACUGGUCCCUGCUCUUCAGCAUCGCCUCCGACGUCAAGCGCAAGGACUUCAAAGAGCAAAUCAUCCACCACGUGGCCACCAUCAUCCUCAUCAGCUUCUCCUGGUUCGCCAACUACAUCCGCGCUGGGACGCUCAUCAUGGCGCUGCACGACUCCUCGGAUUAUCUGCUGGAGUCGGCCAAGAUGUUCAACUACGCCGGGUGGAGAAACACCUGCAACAACAUCUUCAUCGUCUUCGCCGCCGUCUUCAUCGUCACCCGCCUGGUCAUCCUGCCCUUCUGGAUCAUGCACUGCACCGUGUUUUAUCCGCUGGAUCUCUACCCCGCUUUCUUCGGUUACUACUUCUUCAACUUCAUGAUGAUGGUGCUGCAGUCGCUGCACAUCUUCUGGGCCUACCUCAUCAUCCGCAUGGCCCAGAAGUUCAUAACUGGAAAGGUGGUGGAGGACGAGCGGAGCGACCGCGAGGAGACCGACAACUCCGAGGAGGAGGAGGAGGCGGCCAAGAACGGGCCCCUCUCCAACGGCCACCCGGUCCUCAACAACAACCACCGCAAAACCGACUGAGCGCCCCGGAGCCGAGAGCCGCCGCCUCCGGCCGCUCCUCACCGGGGGCCCGGAGCCCCCGCCGGGCGCAGCCCCUCCGCAGCGGGGCCGCAGCUCUGCCUCACGCUCACCGCUGGUGCCCUUCCACCUCUCACCUGCUGCCUUAAACCCACCGCGGUUCCCCGGCGCGGGCGGGGUCGGGGCGGCUCCUUCCCGCCCCGCAGCGCCCUGGGAUUCGGCUCUGCUCAAAGAGCUCGGCCCCAGCCCCUUUUGCUGGGCUCUGUUAUUUCUACUUUUCCCAACCGUUCCUUCGCCGCGGGGAAGGAGGAGAAAAACAAAACAAAACAAAUUCCCUUUUCCUGCUCUGUGUCCGGCUGGAAAAGCCGGCUCGAGCCCUGCUCCAGCGAACUCGGGAGGGAGGAGCAGGGAAUUCCUGGGUGUUCCAGUGCCUAAAUGAUGGGAUGACACUAUGGAAGUACUCGUGAGGGGCUGAGUCGCUCCUUUGUGUCUCACAGAGUUUAAUCCUCUCGUUUCUUUUCGGUAAAUGGAUUUUUGAGGCUCUCCCUCUCCCCAGCUGUAACAGGACAAAUUUCCAACUGAUUUUUUUCCUUUUUUUUUUUUCUUCUUUCUAUUUAUUUGGAAGACAGAAGGAGCCGGGCUUGGCUCUGUCUCCUGCAUCCCCCCCCCCGGGAUGCUGCGAGAUCUCCCAGCACGGAGGGGGUAAAGGGGAGGGAGGGAAAAAAAAAACAAAAGGACCAUUAACCAAUGUCAGACCAAAACGUGUUUUGUUGUUCUUGUUUUUUAAAAAAAUAAGUAAAUAAAUAAAAGGUUAAAUAUAUUAAAAAAAAAAAAAAACUAAUAAACUUGGGUAAAAAAGAAAAAA